AUGUCUUAAAAUUCUGAAACUGAAUAAGCAGUUUAAGGUAUUCAAAAUAUGCCUUCUGGAGUUGGAGUUUCUUUUGAUAUUACUACUGGGGAACUAAAACUUCCUGCAAUCUAACUCACCUAUCAAAAAGAGCCCACUCAAGAAUAAAUUUGGAAAGAUCCACUUUCAGAUAACCAAUUUAUUGUAGCUGAUGAGAUACAAAUAGAAUAAAUAGAGUUGUAACCAGACAUCAAAAUAUUUUAAAACGAAUAAGAAUUAUCAAAUGUUUGGAUUUAAGCUGCUUAAAAUGGCUACUGGUUGGGAGGAUAAUAUAGUCACUCAUAAGAUUUAAAUUAGAUAUUUGAAAAAUUCUUUUAAGGAGAUUAAGAAAUGUCUGUUUCACAAAUGGCUAAGAAUGUUCUGAGAUUGACUUUUAAGAGUGAUAAUCUGAGCCUAAAUAAAUAUGCCUAAAGAGCUGUAAAUGCUUUACCUUAAGAAUAUUCACCUGAAGUAUAUAACGAUUUCUUAGAAUCAUGGGGAACUCAUAUUUCUGUUGAUACCUACAUUGGAGGUAUGAUUGAAAAAGUAAGCGCAUUCAAAAGUUGUGUUAAUGCUUCUCCCUCAUUUAAUGGAGGAUUAUCUCCUUAAUAA
This is a messenger RNA of Tetrahymena thermophila SB210, 630 nucleotides long. Its product is annotated as MAC/perforin domain protein. The transcript has a single exon. The annotation marks the transcript as partial. The record is from RefSeq and is a predicted model, not a curated record. NCBI's taxonomy places the organism in Eukaryota, Ciliophora, Oligohymenophorea, Hymenostomatida, Tetrahymenidae.